Molecule: messenger RNA, 366 nt
Organism: Lathyrus oleraceus (garden pea)
Lineage: Eukaryota; Viridiplantae; Streptophyta; Magnoliopsida; Fabales; Fabaceae
Exons: 3
Coding region: 70-321 (83 amino acids)
Source: RefSeq, a predicted model, not a curated record
UUCUACUAUUGUCUUCCAAUAGAAUAUAUAGCUUUUCACACCCUUCUCUAAAUCAGUUUUUAGAUCUUUAUGGAGAAGAAAGCCACCUUCAAAUUUGUGUUUUUUCUUUUGAUUCUUUCCUAUGUAUAUGUUGCUGCUGUACCUUCAACUAGGAUCUCAAUGACCAAAGAGAUGGAUAUUGAUCUUCAGACUAAGAAUAAUGAAAAGCUCUUUGACAUGAAGAAUGAAUUUGAAGUGGGAAGAAUGAUGGUGGAUAUUUCAGAUUAUCCUGGAACAGGACCAAAUCAUCGUCAUGACCCAAAACCUCCUGGAAAAGCAUAACUAGUUAAUUUUCCAUCUUUUAUAAGUUUUGAUUGCCCUAGUUUG